This is a messenger RNA of Quercus lobata, 1045 nucleotides long. RefSeq names its product Tetratricopeptide repeat (TPR)-like superfamily protein. Lineage: Eukaryota; Viridiplantae; Streptophyta; Magnoliopsida; Fagales; Fagaceae. The record is from RefSeq and is a predicted model, not a curated record. The transcript has a single exon. The coding region runs from base 273 to 914 and encodes 213 amino acids. Gene Ontology annotation, molecular function: protein binding.
GGCCCAAAAUUCAGGAUAUACCAUUGUUGUCCUCUUCGAUACGGACAAUCCAGAUUAUCGCAAUUUAAGUCAACUUCAUAGAAAGAAAUUUCAUUUGGAGGGCGUGCUCGGUAGUGUAGCCUCAGUCUAUGGCAAGCUGCAUGUAGCUGGCCUUGGACUUAUACAAGUUUUCUUUAUACGUGUACUUCUUUUUUAGUUUAAUAAAGUUUUCUGAACUGUUCUCCCAAAAAAAAAAAAAAAAGAGUAGAGAGAUAGAGAAAGAGAGAACGGUAAUGGCGACUGAGAUUGUGAUCCAAUUGGCUUUGCUACUCCUAACCCUAGCAAUGUUCGUCGCGGUUCACAAACUCCCAAGACAAGCUCUAAACAAGCUCCGAACAAAGAACCGAGCCGCUCUCCACACCAACCGCCACUUCGUCCAAGGGUCCCACCUCCUCGCUCGGGCCCGAUCCACGCACCACCGGGCCCAAUCCCAGGCCCACGCCAAGUCCGCUCUCAUCGAAGCCGAGAAAGCCCUCUCUCUCUCUCCAAAGGACCCAACCCCUCACCUCCUCAAAGCUCACGCUCUACACCUCAUGGGCCACACGGCCUCCGCGAUUCGAUCCCUAGACCUAGCCCUGUCGCCGCCGCGCGUGAGGUCGCUCUCCGAGAGCGCGCGUGGGGACGCGCUUGUGACGAGGGCCGAGUUGAAGCUGGCCAUGAAUCGGAAGCGGCGAGUUGACUCGGCCGUGGACGAUUUGGUCGAGGCGGUGAGGCUGAGUGGGAUUAGUGACAAAGCGACGGCGUUUUGUUUGUUGGGAGAGUGUUACGAAAGGAAAGGAAUGAGAGAAGAGGCUAGGGAGGCUUUCCAAGAGGCCUUGAGGGUCGAGCCUGGGCUCGUCGCGGCUCGUCAGGGGUUGAGUCGCUCGGGACCGUGAACUUGGGUUGCUUCAACACAAAUUGCCUUCGCCUUUUGUAAUUUGCGAACUAUAACACUACUUUUUUUUUCCCUAAUUUUUGUAUAGAAAGUAGAAACUGUGUAUUUGAAUUUGAUGAGUGAAAUAGAAAU